Messenger RNA from Triplophysa rosa, 622 nucleotides. It is a transcript of the gene ndufc2, whose product is annotated as NADH:ubiquinone oxidoreductase subunit C2. The transcript has 3 exons. The record is from RefSeq and is a predicted model, not a curated record. Gene Ontology annotation, cellular component: mitochondrial inner membrane. The coding region runs from base 129 to 461 and encodes 110 amino acids. NCBI's taxonomy places the organism in Eukaryota, Metazoa, Chordata, Actinopteri, Cypriniformes, Nemacheilidae. Gene Ontology annotation, biological process: mitochondrial electron transport, NADH to ubiquinone.
UUGUUCCCCACCGGACCGUUUUAACUCCGGGACAAACAUUGCCCUUGAUUUCCUUCGGGGUUGAUAAACCAAUGGAAAGCUAACUGUCUGGGUUGUCCUGACUUUGGGAAAUCCUGUUAUUUGGGACUAUGGGGCUUCUGCCUGAAGAAGCGAAGGUUUUGCCUCCUCCGGGGCUCGUGAACAGAAACUCAGUAUGGCUCGGGCUGUGCGGCUGGGCGACUGCAAUGUUUCACAACAGCUUGAACCGCAGGCCUGCACUCAAAGCAGGUGUUCACCGUCAAGCUCUGUUCGUAACCAUUGGAUGGUUUAUUGGAUAUCAUCUAACAAAACAUGAGAAUUACACAUAUGCCAGGCUGGACCGGGACAUGAAUGAGUACAUCCGGCUGCACCCUGAGAACUUUCCAGAAAAAGAUAAAAAGACUUUUGCAGAAAUUGUGGAGCCGUUUCAUCCAAUCCGUUAAAUGGAUGUGGUUGUAAGAAGAAAUAUGAAGAUUAUAGUUAGAAAUCUGGUUCAACAGACAUUACAACAGCUGUUAUAAAUACUCGUAUAUUGGUUUGAGUUUUGUCUUUAAUGUUUCAUUAAACUAUUUAAAAAUCAAAUCAGUAUUCUUCAUUCUUUUAG